Dermacentor andersoni is the source of this 2719-nucleotide messenger RNA. NCBI's taxonomy places the organism in Eukaryota, Metazoa, Arthropoda, Arachnida, Ixodida, Ixodidae. The record is from RefSeq and is a predicted model, not a curated record.
AUGGCCGAAUCUUUGCCCCCUAGGACGUCUCCCUCGGUCAAGUUCAAGAGGUCUACACAAGAAAUUGCUCAUUCGGAUGUCUUCAUCGAUCGCCUGGCCUUCUGCUUCUUCGCGACAUCUCGUGGCGAACCUGCGGACUCAGCCUCCAAGCCUCCGCAUAUCAUCUUCCUCCUGGCGGAUGACCUUGGCUGGAACGACGUCGGCUUCCACGGCUCCCGCCAGAUCCCGACGCCAAACAUGGACGCCCUGGCCGCGAUGGGCGUCAUCCUGCAGCGCCACUACACGACUCCAGCGUGCACGCCUUCCCGCUCGGCGUUCUUCACGUCAAUCUACCCAGCGCGCACCGGUAUGCAAAACAUACGCACGGAGCAGCUGUACUCGAAGACCGCAGACCUUGGCUACGACGUGCUGACGGCGGCCCCGAAGGUUGCCGUACCACUGACGUUUGAAUUUCUGCCGCAGUGGUUGAAGCGACAGGGAUACAGCACUCACAUGGUGGGAAAGUGGCACCUGGGAUACAAGAGCCUCGAGUACACUCCCACAUGGCGUGGCUUCGACUCCUUCUUCGGCUAUUACAACGGCCAAGAAUUUUAUUUUAAUCACACCCUCGGAGAUGUGAGUAGCCACUGGAGUUCUGGUCCAAUCAAGAUUAAAGGGUCACUAAAGGCAAAUACUGAGUCGACGUUUACUGUUAAAAAUUACACUGCAAAACUCUCGCAGAGCUUGUGGCAUAUUCAAAGCACGCCUCGCUCUGGCAAGUGUUACACCACAUACGUAUCGCGCCGUAUAAUGCAGGAAGAGGGCCACUGUGGUUUGGACUUCUGGCGCAACGUCGGCCAUACAACGCAAGUUGUCGCCGACCUCAAUGGCACGUACUCUACGGACGCGUUCACGGACGAGGCUAAGCGCAUCAUCGCCGACCACAACACUGAAAAGCCCCUGUUUUUGUACCUGGCCUACCAAGCAGUUCAUGCCGCCUGCCCAGAUUGCAACGUAGAGGCACCCCCAGAGAUCGUGGACCAAUAUGCCUACAUCACAGCUUACAACAGAAGUGUCUUUGCAGUUGCCAGCGCGCACACAUGCAUUCGCACGCGCUUCUCUGUGAGCCAGGAUUCACUGCCAAAACAUUGCGUAAAAUACCCACGCGGCUGUCAUUCUGCAGGCGCACUCCACGUGAUGGACCGAUCUGUGGGUGAGGUGCUGGCGGCGCUGCAGUCCCGAGGUAUGCUCGCCGACAGCGUCGUGGUGUUCGCCAGUGACAACGGGGCCGCACCGCUUAGCAGCCAACCAGUUUCCAACGCCGGCAACAACUUUCCCUUGCGCGGCGCCAAGGGGGACGUGUGGGAAGGAGGCGUCCGGACGCCGGCGGUCUUCUGGUACGGACGUCGCCGCGGCCGCCUGCCGCGGCCGCCAUCGCAGCACGUGAUGCACAUCGUCGACUGGGCGCCGACUUUCUACGCGGCCGCAGGUGGACACGUUUCGGACCUCGGCGACGUGGACGGAAAGAACCAGUGGGAAACGCUGACUGAGGACAAAUGCAUCGAACGCGGGGACGUAAUCCUGGAGAUUGAAGGCCGGAACGAGGCGGCGGCCAUCAUCUCCGGCAGGUACAAACUGGUAAACCGCUCCGAGGGAUACUGCGACGCGCUUCUCGACAGUCGAAUUCCCCUGCCGGAAGGAGAACCUCCCGAAGAGCUCGACCUGGACGCCCUCAUGGUAUCGUCCGAGGCCUGGAAAGCUCUGCAGGAGGCCUCCGCCGACUCGGGGUCCCGCCUCCACUCCGCCAAGAGGGCCGACUGGCGCCGUGAGGCAACGGUCACGUGCAGCGCAGACGGGGCAGACGACCUCGCGGCGGACGACUUUGACCCCUGUGCCACCGUCUUCGUGUUCGACAUCUUCAGCGACCCGUGCGAGAUUAACAAUCUGGCAUCAUCCUUACCCGAGGUGCGCGACGAUUUACUAGGUAGACUGACAACGUACCGUGCGACCAUAUUAUCUCCUCGCCCGGCGAAUAACGAAGCGGACGAGCGUGGUUACCCGCAAUACCAUAACUGCACCUGGUCGCCCUGGUUAGACGUGGAACCAUCACCGCGCGCAGAAUGCCCCUGCUGAAAAGACUGUCAUCGCACAACAAACUUCAGACACGAUAAGGUCACCAUGUGACACUACGCGCUAAGCUCUCAUUAGUGUCAUAGCUAGCUCUGCCUCAUGAUGUCCAGUGUUUAUAAUAGUAAGGAAAACCUCCCACGCACAACACGAGCAUUUUACCCCCCAGGUAUACUUGAAGUCGCCGUCACUAGGUAACGUUGUCGAACAUGAUCUCCAAAUUGUUGUUUACACCAAGCACGUCUGGCACACUGACCAAAUUGCUGUGUUUGUGAGAAGGAUUAGACCAUAGAUCAGUUUUUCGAUGAUUGUCAACAAUUUAUCAACUGGCACAAAAAAAAAACUUAUAAACACCGUUCCGCCUUCUUGAACGCAUAUACCUGUUCUGUAAUACUAUUAGAUGCCUCGACUCUCACAAACAGCGAUGGGAAAAUUCUCACUGGCAUGCCUGACUCGCUGUUGGUUGUUGUGCGAUUGAAUUGCAAGAUGCAGACGAGAACAUGGUUUCUUUUCUCGCCGGAUUUAGUUUCGGUUUGUAUUGUUUGCAUUUCUUCAGAUUUCUUUUUAAUUUUUAAUAAAAUACGCUCGCCAAGUUCAACCACACCACCUAUUA